AUGGAGAGUCUUUCCGGAGAGGAUCGGCGAGAGGAUGAGGCGGAGAACAUGGAGGAAGGAGAGAGGCGGAGGAAGAAGAAAGACAGGAAGUCGACUUCCAUGUCUCUCUGGGAGAGCAUCUGCAAGCCCCGGUUCGUGAUGGCUCCCAUGGUAGAUGCCAGCGAGUUGGCCUUCAGAGUCCUCUGUCACCGCUAUGGCGUCGAUCUCGCUUACACGCCCAUGAUGCACAGCAGACUCUUCAUAGAAGAUCCCAAGUACAGAGACCUGCAUUGGCAAACACUUGCAGGCUUCCGCGAGGGAGGAGUUGACAGCGGAGAGAAGCGAGACGACGAAGAGGCUGAGGUGCGACAGAGGUCGCGCGGGCCUGCGCAGCGUGCGGAGGGAGGUGACGCAGACGAGCCCCUUUUUGUUCAGUUCUGCGGCGAUUCUCCAGAGACGCUGCUGGCGGCCGCACAGCUCGUUGAGGACGAGGUGGAUGCGGUCGACGUGAACUUUGGCUGCCCACAGGGCAUUGCGCGGAGAGGCCACUACGGCGCCUUUCUGCUGCACGAAAGCGGCCUGAUCACCGACAUCGUCUCCACUCUACACAACAACCUGCACACGCCCGUCACCUGCAAGAUGCGGAAGGUUUCUCCGCGACCGGCGACGGAAUCCGUCCCGCGCUCUCCGCUGGCGCUUUCGCUGGACGACGAGAGGCGGAUUCAAGACACGCUGAAGCUCUGCUACGCAGUUGAGGCGGCCGGCUGCGCAUGUCUCUGUCUCCACGGCCGCACGAAGGAGGAGAAAGCCUCGCGCGUCGGCCCCUGCGACUGGCUGGCGAUUCGCCUCGUCAAAGAACGUCUGACGAUUCCGCUGAUAGCAAAUGGAGGCGUGGAGACCUACGAAGACGCCCUCCGGUGCCUCGAGUUCACCAAGGCGGACGCGGUGAUGUCAGCAGAGGGCAUUUUGGACAAUCCGAUGAUCUUUGCGCCUUCUCGCUUCGCGUCGACUUCGCUCUCGUUCUCGAGUUCUCGCUCGGGGUAUCCCCUCUCUGCCUACUCGUCGUUUCUGUCGCACUCUUCUCUCCGCGAGAUUGUGAGGCGUUCCUGCACGCGCCCGCGCUUCGCAGGCUCUUCGAUGUCCUGCUGGGAGGCGUCGCCCUGUCUUCUUGACCGCUGCCUCGUCAUGCUGGAGUAUCUGGAUAUCUGCGAGCGCUACCCGCCGCCGCACUUCAGCUUCAUCAAAUCUCAUCUCUUCCGCUGCCUCCAUCCUGUCCUGCUUCACCAUGAAGAUUUGCGAGAUGCCUUGGCCCGGGCCUGUGAGCUGGAAGAUUACGCGGCCAUCGCCGCCGAGGCGACAGCGCGCGUGCGGCAAGCUCUCCGCGGAGAACACGGCGGCGUGCAGCAGCGCGUUGAUGCGCCAAGAGCAGAGACGAGCCAGAAACAGAACUCUGGAGCAGGCGACGCGGAGACCGGAGCGACACAGGAGAAAAACACCUGGUACUGGCGCCAUCGAACAAACCACGCGCGUGCGAUCAAGAAGGAGAAAGACGAAAAACAAGAAGUGCUCAUCUGGGAAGCGACAGAAGGCUCCGACGGAAGUGUCCUUUCCAGUCUCUUCAUCGCCGACUGA
Molecule: messenger RNA, 1611 nt
Organism: Besnoitia besnoiti
Lineage: Eukaryota; Apicomplexa; Conoidasida; Eucoccidiorida; Sarcocystidae
Product: dihydrouridine synthase (dus) protein
Exons: 10
Coding region: 1-1611 (536 amino acids)
Biological process (GO): tRNA processing
Molecular function (GO): tRNA dihydrouridine synthase activity; flavin adenine dinucleotide binding
Source: RefSeq, a predicted model, not a curated record